Aureobasidium vineae is the source of this 4122-nucleotide messenger RNA. The record is from the annotation of a GenBank genome assembly. Lineage: Eukaryota; Fungi; Ascomycota; Dothideomycetes; Dothideales; Saccotheciaceae.
ACCGAUCUAUCAUUGUCCAACAUGGCACCUGGAUUGAUCGACCCCGAGCCUGCCGUCUCGCAGUCGGCAGUGCGUACCCUGUCGUCCAUGACCGAGGAGUACGAUGACACGCUGAGAUUCUACCUGAACGGGACAAAGGUAGUACUCGACACAGCGGACCCCGAAGUCACAUUGCUCGAGUACCUUCGUGGUAUUGGCUUGACAGGAACAAAGCUUGGGUGUGCAGAGNGGGGCUGCGGUGCAUGCACAGUCGUCGUCUCACAAUUCAAUCCAACAACAAAGAAGAUAUACCAUGCCUCGGUCAAUGCGUGUCUGGCUCCUCUGGUCAGCGUUGACGGAAAGCAUGUCAUUACCGUCGAGGGCAUUGGCAGUGUCAAGAACCCACACCCUGUGCAAGAGAGAAUAGCCAAAGGAAAUGGAAGCCAUCUUUACGCCCUAUUAAGAAACACACCAGAACCGACAGAACAUGAAAUCGAAGAAGGAUGCGACGGCAAUCUCUGUAGAUGCACAGGGUACAGACCAAUCCUCGACGCCGCCCAGACAUUCAAGAAGUCAUCCUCGAACGACAGUGCCUGCUGCAAAGACGAUGCCGCAGCCGUGUCCACCGAAGGAGGAUGCUGCAAGACAAACGGAAAUUCCACAAAGAUCACACCUCCCUCGGCUGGCUGUGGAAGAGUAGGCGGUUGUUGCAAGGACGGCAAUGGCUUCGUCGAUGACCAACCCAUCAAGCGUUUCACGCCCCCAGGAUUCAUCGAAUACAACCCAGACACACAACUCAUCUUCCCUCCGGCACUGAAGAAGCAUGAGCUUAGGCCACUGGCAUUUGGCAACAAGAAAAAGAAGUGGUUCAGACCAGUCACACUACAACAACUGCUAGAGAUCAAGAGCGUAUAUCCCUCAGCAAAGAUCAUUGGUGGGUCGUCCGAGACACAAAUCGAAGUCAAGUUCAAGGGCAUGCAGUAUACUGCCUCAGUCUUUGUUGGUGACAUUGCAGAAUUGCGUCAAUAUGAGUUCCACGACGACUACCUAGAGAUUGGCGGCAACGUCGUCUUGACAGAUCUCGAGCAAAUUGCUCGCGAUGCCAUUGAACGAUACGGACCCGAGAAGGGACAGCCCUUCAAGGCCAUCCUCAAACAACUCAAGUACUUUGCUGGACGCCAGAUCAGAAACGUAGGCACCCCUGCCGGAAACCUGGCUACAGCUUCACCCAUUUCUGACUUAAAUCCCGUAUUCAUGGCUACAAACGCUACCAUUGUUGCCAAAUCACUCGAACAGACCACCGAGAUCCCAAUGUCCGAUUUCUUCAAAGCAUACAGAUUGACUGCUCUGCCUCCAGAUGCCAUCAUCGCAAGCAUCAGAAUACCCGUCUUUAAAGAGAAGAACGAACACAUGCGAGCAUACAAGGUGUCAAAGAGAAAAGACGACGACAUUGCCAUUGUGAACGCUGCCCUUCGCGUGGUUUUGAGCGAUUCAAACGAUGUUGAGGACUGCAGUCUGGUCUACGGUGGCAUGGCUCCUGUCACAAUCUCCGCCAAGGAGGCAGUUAAAGCUCUCACUGGCAAGAAGUUUACCGACCCGAAGACUCUAGAGGCCGUCAUGAAUGCACUGGAGAAGGACUUUGACUUGAGAUUUGGUGUGCCGGGUGGUAUGGCCACUUACCGCAAGUCGCUAGCUCUUGGCUUCUUCUACCGUUUCUACCACGAAAUUCUCUCCGAGCUUCCGGUGACAGAUGCGAACAUCGAUCAUGACGCUCUUGGCGAGAUCGAGCGUAUUAUCUCCUUUGGCAAAAAGGAUCACAAGGCUGGAGAAGCAUAUGAACAGAAGAUCCUCGGAAAGGAGCAACCGCACGUGGCAGCUAUGAAGCAGAGUACUGGAGAAGCACAAUACACAGACGACAUUCCUGUUCAAAAGAACGAGCUUUACGGAUACAUGGUCUUGUCGACCAAAGCACACGCCAAGAUCACUGGUGUAAACUACGAGGCUGCCUUGGAAAUUCCUGGUGUGAUCGAAUGGGUUGACCACAGAGACCUACCCAACCCAGAAGCAAACUGGUGGGGUGCACCAACCUGCGAUGAGACCUUCUUCGCCGUGGAUGAAGUCUUCUGCGCAGGCCAACCUAUUGGUAUGAUCCUGGCCAACUCAGCUAAGCUUGCCGAGGCUGGUGCUCGCGCGGUCAAGAUCGAUUACGAGGAACUGCCCGCCAUCUUCACCAUCGAGGAAGCUAUCCUGAAAGAGAGCUACUUCAACCAUUACAGAUAUAUUCAGAACGGCGAUGUCGACAAAGCUUUUGCCGAAGCUGACCAUGUGUUCACUGGUGUUGCUCGCAUGGGUGGUCAAGAGCACUUCUACCUCGAAACAAAUGCGUGCGUUGCUGUUCCUAAGCCUGAAGAUGGCGAGAUCGAGAUCUUCAGCAGCACGCAGAAUCCUAGCGAGACUCAGACCUAUGUCGCCCAAGUGACAGGGGUCGCAGCCAACAAGGUCGUCUGUCGUGUCAAGAGACUGGGUGGUGGCUUUGGUGGCAAGGAAACUCGUUCCAUCCAACUUGCAGGUAUCGUUGCUACUGCUGCCAAGAAGGUUGGACGUCCGGUUCGUUGCAUGCUCAAUCGUGAUGAGGACAUUUUGACCUCGGGCCAAAGACAUCCUUUCCUUGCUCGCUGGAAGGUUGCAGUCAACAAAGACGGCAAACUUCAAGCCUUAGACGCUGAUAUCUUCAACAACGGUGGCUGGACCCAGGACCUUAGUGGUGCAGUCGUUGAUCGUGCUCUUUCUCACGUCGACAACGUCUAUAAGAUCCCCAACGUUUUCGUUCGCGGACGCGUUGCCAAAACCAACACAGUAUCAAACACUGCUUUCCGUGGGUUUGGUGGCCCUCAAGGCAUGUUCAUCACCGAGACCUUUAUGUCGGAGAUUGCAGACAAACUCGGUAUGGACGUCGAUGAUCUUCGCGAGAUCAACUUGUACCAGCCUGGCGACAAGACCCAUUUCCUUCAGAAGCUUGAGGAUUACUACGUGCCUCUGAUGUACAAGCAAGUUAAGGAAGAAUCCAACUACGUCGAGAGAAAGAAGGAAAUUGCUGCCUACAAUGAAAAGAGCAAGUACUUCAAGCGGGGCAUCUCGAUGAUUCCCACCAAGUUCGGUAUCUCAUUUACUGCACUUUUCUUGAACCAGGCAGGUGCAUUGGUGCACAUUUACCACGAUGGAUCUGUACUCGUCGCGCACGGUGGAACGGAAAUGGGUCAAGGUCUUAACACCAAGAUGAUUUCCAUCGCAGCCGAAGACCUCGGCGUCGCCAUGGAGGACGUCUUCAUCAGCGAGACUGCCACGAACACCGUUCCUAACACAUCGUCCACUGCCGCUUCAGCAUCUUCCGAUCUCAACGGCUAUGCCAUCCACAACGCCUGCGCACAACUGAACGAGCGUCUCGCCCCUUACAGAGAGAAACUCGGUCCUAAAGCUACGAUGAAAGAGCUCGCUCACGCCGCAUACUUUGACCGCGUCAACCUCUCAGCUCAAGGCCACUAUAAGACUCCUGACAUUGGAUACGUUUGGGGCCCCAACACUGGCCAAAUGUUCUUCUACUUCACCCAAGGUGUUGCGGCUGCCGAAGUCGAGAUUGACACUCUGACCGGUGAAUGGACCUGCCGUCGCGCCGAUAUCAAAAUGGACGUCGGCCGCAGUAUCAACCCAGCCAUCGAUUAUGGCCAGAUUGAAGGCGCAUUCGUCCAAGGCAUGGGUCUUUUCACUAUGGAAGAAUCGCUUUGGCACCGUGCGUCUGGCCAGAUCUUUACUCGUGGCCCUGGCGCCUACAAGAUCCCUGGUUUCCGCGAUAUCCCUCAAGAGUUCAAUGUUUCUUUGCUAAAAGAUGUGAAUUGGGAAAACCUUCGCACGAUACAGAGAUCCAGAGGUGUAGGCGAGCCACCACUGUUUAUGGGCAGUGCUGUCUUCUUUGCCAUCAGAGAUGCACUCAAGGCGGCUAGGAAGCAGUGGGGUGAGGAAGAGGUACUGGAGUUGCAUAGCCCGGCGACGGUGGAGAGGAUUAGGCUUUCGUGUGCUGAUCCUAUCAUCAAGAGGAGUAUGGUUGUGCCUCAGGAGGGUGAGAAGAGUUUCUUUAUGAGCAUUUAG